GUGUGUACACAGUACAUGUGUAUCGUGUGUGCCUUUUUCCGCAAAAAACACUGAAGUUUUCCAUCAAAUACUCCAAAUCUGAUAUUCAAACUUGUUUUGAAAUUGUCAUAAGUUGAGUUCCUAGGUCUAGCAUUGCCAAAAUGAGGAAGAUUCGUCUUUGUGAGGAAGACUUUGGGAUGUUUGAUGAUGAGAUCUCGCCGUCUUCCUAUGAAUACUUCCUGAAGCAUAAAGAUGCCUUCAAGAGAAUGUGGCAAGAUCAGGGACGCAAGUUCUGGUCGAGGUUUCUGUUUUGUUUCAAGACGUUUACUCUGACACAUGGCGCUAUGAAGGAUUUCCCUGCGAAACCUGAGCACUAUGAAGGCAUAGUGGAUGAGCUGUUCAAGUACAUUUAUGCUGAGUUUGUCAAAGGGAAAUAUAGCCAAGCAAAGAACCUAGUUAUGGAUGUAGUGGUUGUGGCACAAAGUAGGCAUCUGAUCCCACAUUUAGAAUCAAGAUCCUUUGCCAAGGAUCCGUUUUAUCACAAGGAGACCCGAGAAGUUUAUCGCCGCCUGUUUGGACCCCCAGGAGAGAAAGAAUCCCUGCUGAAGGUUUACUUCUUUCUUUCCCUGUAUCUUAAAUUUGGUGGAUCUGUAGUGGAGUGUCUGCGGCAGUGGGUAGGAGCAGAUUUAUGUGCAUCAGAUGAUGACAUGUACUUGCAUGGACCUAAUAUGGAAACCUCCAAUUCACCGCCUGUUGUUAAAAAAACUAUUUCAAAACCAGAUAUUAUCAGCAUUCUCUCGGAAUCUUUUUAUUUGAGAGAGGAUGGUGAGAAAAUGUUUCAUGCUGAGCUGAAUUAUGGCGAUACCAAGGGCCCGAAAUUUAUCUUGGAAUGGGCGUACGGAGAUCCACGUAUUUUCGAGAAUUCUGAAAAUCCACUCUAUGAUAAGGAUUGUGACAGGACUGAAGAUUGGCGCACGGGUCUGAAUAAGUUGAUGUAUAUGAGGUUCUUGAUCUUCGCAAAAAAUUAUUUGAAGAAAACAGAAACUGAGGCGGAGUCGUAUGUCCGAAUGAUGACCCGAGGACAGGAGGAUGUAUCUCUGAAUGGGAUUGAUAUGAAACCAAAACAGAGAGUGAAGACUGAGGAUUUAAAGGUGAAAGGUUCCAGUGAUGUGAAACCGAAGAGUGCAACUGUGCAAAAGAAUGCCCAGGUAAAACCAAUGGAUGGUACGAAGCCAAAAGCUGCGCCAGUCAAUGGUAGAGCUAGCCCGUGUGGUUCGAAGGAAUGUCUUCACAGGUCAAAUUCUGGUAACUCAGAUGGUACAAGGCGAGGAUCUCCAUCAGUCAUUGUCAAGGAAAGAGAAGGUGAAUGCUGUUCUUCAAAGAAUUGUGUUUAUAGGAAGAAAUCGGAUGCAUCAGUGGGCACAGGUACCUCCGCAGAUGCCACAAAGUGUAGAUCACCACCAGUCGUUGUUAAAGGGAGGGAAGGAGAGUGCUGUUCUUCUAAGAACUGUGUUUACCGAACAAAGUCAGAUGUGUCGACUGCCGCUGAGAAGUCACCACUAGGUAUGAUGGGAAGAAAAGGCAUACCAGUUGCCAGUGGUAAAGAAAGUGUAGUACACGCUUCUCUGGGGACAGAACCGCAUGAGAGUGCUGUGCCAAAAAACCCUGUGGGUAAGUCUCAGUCGGCUGCAGUCCAAGCUGGGACUAUGAAGAAGAAUGCCUCCACCCAAUGUGGGCCAGAACCGAAGCAAGUGAAGAAACUUGGAGGAGACAGUGGAAGCAAGGGACCUGACUGUCGUCACAAAGUCGAUGCAAGCGGAGACAAACCAGCUGAGAAAGGGUGUAAACCGAAAGAGUUCAAGUGCACUUGUCCAAAGUCAGCUAAGCCGAAUACCAAAUCUGGGGAUUCUUCCAAGUCCAGUGAAAGAGCUCCAUGGGAUAAGGAUUACAAGCUGGCCCUUGAGGAUAUUUGGAAGUUCAAGAAUAAAACUGCAAAUAAGAAGUCAAAGGGCAAGGGCCUCCAAAGUGAUCUUCCAAAUCCGCAUGAAAUUUCUUACGAAGAGGAAAUGUCUUUGUUGGAGUUGUGUGAAAAGGCAAAAUUUGAAGAGUAUGCACUAGAUAAGUCCAUGCGUAGUUUACUGCCAGAUAAGCUUGUGCCAGACGACUUCAAAAUCGUCCACGCUGAGUUUUUGCAGUCCAACUCCAAGAAGAUUGAGAAGCGUGUGAAACUCAUCGCAGUCAGUCAGGAGGGCAUGAAUGGCAAGGACUUGAAACAGCUGACGUAUACAAUAUCAUUUCCCAAGCUUAAAUUUGGCGCUAAACCAUCUCAGCCAGAGGUUCGGGUUGAUGGAGGCAUAAUGACCAUUUCUGGACCUCGAGAUGAUGGUGAUAAAGAUGGUGAUUUUGAUGAUCUGGAUAUGGCAUCUGCAACCGUUGAAGUCAAACCACAUGUGAAACCGGAAGCAACAGAGAAAAAAGAUCUGAAACCAGCAAGCAAGACUUUCCCCACUGCAAAGAAGACUUCUGCGAAAAUGAAAGAAAAGUUCGAAUAUCCAGAGAAAUUCUACAUUGAUGGCGGGAGUAUGCAUGAUGUGCCCAUGGACGAUGGUUUUGACUUUGAAGGGGCGACUGGCGGGGACUUUGUGAUCAAUGAGAUGGUUCAUGUUGGAAAAAAUUGUCGGAUCUGCACCACGUGCUUGAGACCUGAACCAAAACCGAAGACUUACAAGAAAUGCCAGAAGUGCAAAGACCUGAAUGUGAGUAAGCCAAGGUACUACUGUGGUCGUGAAUGUCAAGCUAUCGAUUGGCGAGAUCGUCACAAGAGGGAGCACCGGGAAGGAUUGCUUAUCUAAAAUGACGACAAAUCAAAGGAAUUCGGUAACCUGCAAGAAAAGGGACUAUCGAUGUCGCAAAAUACCCUCGGCCAGAUCUUUUUAUGUUGUUAGAAAAUGUGGACGAUUGCCAGUGUACCUCUAGUGAAUGUGUUCUCUCAAUCUCUGCUUGUCUCAUUUUACAAAUUUUGGGAAUCUCCUUUAGAAUAUAAAUGCCAAUUUCACAGUAUCUGCAUGCACUAGGAUAUUUUCUGGUGCAGGAAACUAUUUUAUGUGUUCUGCUUCCUAGCAUGGUCUUUAACAGUAUUAUUGUAGCUUAGAAUUCACCAGCAUUUGAUUUCUAUUGAACCUUUGAGUUAUACAUUAUACAUGUAUGGUCACUGCAAGAUGGCCAUUUCCAUUGUGGCAGGAACCGCACGUGAUGAGAUUGAAGUUUCUUUAACUUUCUGUUUCUAGUGCCAUUUUGAAGCAUUUUAAGCAUAUCAAGUAUUUUGUAGUUAAAUAAGAGUAUUGUAUUCUAUAGUUGUAGCAGUAUUCUAAAACAGUCCAGACACAAGGAACAUAAAAUAAGCAGACUUGUACAGCAAUGAAAGAUAGCAGUCACUCCGAAACCUCUUCCAGACACCAAUUCAGUUUGUUCGACUAUUGUCUAUUCAAUUGUUCUUCUUCGAUAGUUUGUGUGACCUUUUGUGAGUAGAUGUUUUUCUAAUGGAGACUAUUACUGUAAAGUUUGCCAGGGGCUGUUGCGACUUUCAAGAUGGCGGGACUGUUUAUUAUUAGGGACUGCUUUAUGUUUCGGGCAGUCUCAUUAGCUCUCAACUUGAGUUAAAACAUGAGAAGUCUUCUGUAAGGAAUGGACAAUUCUCGUUUUGUAUUUACAUGUACCUCAAUUUUAUUUUUACUGUCAUCUUAAAUACAUCUUGAUGAAUAAACAGGUGUAAUUCAAAGA
Molecule: messenger RNA, 3759 nt
Organism: Lineus longissimus
Lineage: Eukaryota; Metazoa; Nemertea; Pilidiophora; Heteronemertea; Lineidae
Exons: 9
Coding region: 141-2831 (896 amino acids)
Source: RefSeq, a predicted model, not a curated record